AUGGAGGUUACAGAGCGGAGGGACGAGGAGAUCAGGGACGGCAGAGAAUCUGGAAACAUGGACAACAUUAAGUCGCAGUAUGUUACCGACUCUUAUGCAGAUGAACGCCACUCUCGCGAGCUCAAGGCUGGUCUACAUCCUCUCCGGUACAAGUUUGCAAUUUGGUACACUCGUCGAACACCAGGGGUCCGAAGCCAGACAUCUUACGAGGAUAACAUAAAGAAGAUUGUGGAAUUCAGCACGGUUGAAGGGUUUUGGGCCAGCUACUGUCACCUUGCUCGUUCUUCUCUCUUGCCUAGUCCUACAGAUCUUCAUUUCUUUAAGGAUGGGAUUCGCCCAUUGUGGGAGGAUGGUGCCAACUGCAAUGGAGGAAAGUGGAUCAUACGUUUCUCAAAAGUAGUAUCCGCUCGCUUCUGGGAGGAUAUGCUUCUUGCGUUGGUCGGCGACCAGCUUGAUGAUGCUGAUAACGUAUGUGGGGCAGUACUGAGUGUCCGCUUCAAUGAGGACAUCAUUAGUGUAUGGAAUCGCAAUGCCUCUGAUCAUCAGGCAGUGAUGGGGUUGAGAGACUCAAUCAAGCGGCAUUUGAAGCUGCCUCAUGCAUAUGUGAUGGAAUACAAGCCCCACGAUGCCUCUCUUCGCGACAAUUCUUCCUACAGAAACACAUGGCUGAGAGGAUAG
This is a messenger RNA of Thlaspi arvense, 678 nucleotides long. The record is from the annotation of a GenBank genome assembly. Lineage: Eukaryota; Viridiplantae; Streptophyta; Magnoliopsida; Brassicales; Brassicaceae.